Messenger RNA from Colletotrichum karsti, 3138 nucleotides. RefSeq names its product glycosyl hydrolase family 43. The coding region runs from base 1 to 3138 and encodes 1045 amino acids. The transcript has a single exon. Gene Ontology annotation, molecular function: hydrolase activity, hydrolyzing O-glycosyl compounds. Lineage: Eukaryota; Fungi; Ascomycota; Sordariomycetes; Glomerellales; Glomerellaceae. The record is from RefSeq and is a predicted model, not a curated record. Gene Ontology annotation, biological process: carbohydrate metabolic process.
AUGCAACACCUUCGACUCUGGCUCUCUUCCGCGCUCGCUCUCGCGGCGAGUGCGAGAGGUCAGGAUGUCACUGAAAAAAUCGAAGCAGCACUUUCUGCACUGACUGUCACCAACAUUGACAACGUCCGUGGUAACUUGCAUUUGCCAACGACCUUGGAUGACCUGCCCGUCACUUGGACAAGCAACGCGUCCUCUAUUAUCUCGGAUGAUGGCGUCGUAAAGAGACAAUCCGAGGAUACGCCGGUCUCUCUUACGGCGACGAUCAACUACGACGGCGUCUCUCAACAGCGAGAGUUUGUAGCUUCGGUUCGAAAGGCUGUAGCACUCGACGCUUUCGAAGGCUACGCCUUCUCAUACUUCACCGGCAGCUCCAUAGCCGGGGAAAACAUCUUCUUCGCGGCUAGCCAGGGAAACAACGCCCUGCAAUGGACUGAGCUGAACGGCGGCCAGCCUUCCCUGACGUCUUCUUACGGCACCAAGGGUCUCCGAGACCCCUUCCUCAUCAGAUCACCGGAGGGCGAUACCUUUUAUCUCAUCGCCACUGAUCUUUCUAUCGGAUCCGGCACAUCCUGGAGUGACGCCGUGCGUAUUGGAAGCCGGUAUCUCGAAGUGUGGGAAUCCAACGAUCUCAAGACAUGGUCUGCGCAGCGACACAUCCUCGUCUCCCCGCCCGAGGCUGGAAACACCUGGGCCCCCGAGGCAUACUAUGACGACGAUCUCGGCGCAUACUUGGUGUUCUGGGCAUCUUCUCUUUACGACGCAGCCGACGUCAACCGAACUGGGAGCACCUAUCACCGCAUGUUGUACGCAACGACCCGUGACUUCGUCACAUUCAGCGAGACGCAGAUUUGGCAAGACGCUGGCAUGUCCCGUAUCGACUCGACUGUGAUCAAGUCGGAGGACACCUACUACCGCUUCACCAAGGACGAAGGCGCAAGCGGUACUGGAUGUAGUGAUAUAAUUCAGGAGAGCUCGGCCUCUCUUCGCGCGACCUUGGACUCUUGGACUAUCAUCGACUCUUGCAUCGGCAAGAAGGCCGGAACCAGCGCGGUCGAGGGCCCGACCUCUUUCAAGUCAAACCCUGGCGACGUACACGGCGAGAAGUUCUAUCUCUUCGUCGACGAAUACGGUGGCCGCGGCUACAUCCCUCUGGAGACUGCCGACAUUGGCGAGCCCAACUGGACUGUGUCGAGUUCCUACAACCUACCCUCCAGCCCGCGUCACGGUACUGUUAUCCCUGUCACGGCAGCGGAACUCGCGGCUCUGACGGCGUCGACCACGACCCGCAGAGACGUCAGUGCGGAUGGUGAGAUUCUUCGAUACGACUUCUCUUCGGUCGAGGGAACCGAGGUUCAAGAUGUCUCUGGUAAUGGAAACAAUGCUGUCAUCAACGGUGGAGCGACUGUCUCAGAUGGGGCCCUUGCUUUCGACGGCGUAGAUGACUUUGUGAAGCUUCCUGACAACAUCAUUUCUGGAGUCGAAAACAUCGCUGUCGAAGUCAAGGUUCUUCUUGACCCAUCUCAAGAAACUCCGUACUUCAUUUACGCCUUGGGCAAUACUGUUUCUGGCUCUGGAAGCGGUUACAUCUUUUCUACCGGCAGUCCCUACAGAGCUUCUAUUACGACCGGCAACUGGACUACUGAAAAGACCGCGUCUUCUGGGUCUCAGUUACCGCAAGGUACCUGGCUUCAUCUCGUCUUCACUCAGGAAGGACGCACCACCGCUAUCUACCUCAACGGCUAUGAGGUUGCCAGGAACGAGGACGUCAACAUCAAGCCGAGCAGCAUUGGUAGCGGCGUCACGGCCGCGAACUACAUCGGUCGCUCAGUUUAUGACAGCGACAAGCUUUUCAAGGGCCAGAUUCGGGAAUUCGCCAUCUUCAACAGAUCGCUGAGUGCGGCCGAAGUACUUUCUCGCUCUGGAAAUGUCGGUGCUAUCACAGAGGUUUCCCUCUCCGACUCAUCCGCCCAGAAGGUCCCGCCCAUCAUCAACACGACGGCCAACCAUGUUCUGUUUCCUGUGAAGCCAGGAACCGAUCUCACCACCCUGGCGCCUGUGUUCACCACAACUGAAUGUGUAACUUCAUCGCCAUCAUCUGGUACUGUCGUUGACCUAACCUCCGACGUCACCUACGUCCUUACAAAGGGCAAUGAAGUUAUCGCGGAGUGGAAGAUCAAGGCUGUUGAGAUGGGAAGCCCUGUUCUUCCUGGUCUCUAUGCUGACCCUAACAUUGCUGUCUUCAACGGUGUGUACUACCUGUACGUCACCACUGAUGGAGUUCCAGGAUGGGGUGGCAACAAGUUUUACGUGUGGAAGUCUACCGACCUCGUGGACUGGACUCGCGGAGAAGAGCCUUUCCUGGUUCUCGAUGGCGCCAGCGGCAAUGUCCCAUGGGCAACCGGCAACGCUUGGGCUCCGACGAUUGCGGAACGGGAUGGCAAAUACUACUUCUACUUCAGUGGACACAACGCAGCUCUCAACACCAAGACCAUCGGUGUCGCCGUUGCCGAUGCACCGGAAGGGCCUUUCACUGCUGAGCCGGAGGCUAUGAUUCUCAACAACGAGGCCAUCACAGCGUCUCAAGCCAUAGAUCCAGCGGCUUUCCAUGAUCCCGUUUCUGGCAAGUACUAUCUGUACUGGGGCAACGGUCGCCCUCUGGUCGCUGAGCUGAACGACGACAUGGUUUCCGUCAAAUGGGACACGCUGCAGGCCAUGACCGGUCUUGUUAACUUCAGAGAGGGCUUGUUCGUCGUGUACCGCGAGGGUCUCUACCAUCUCACGUACUCAAUCGACGACACUGGAUCUGAGAAUUAUCGCGUCGGCUACGCUACCUCCGAAAGCUUUGCUGGACCUUGGGUCUACCACGGUGAUAUCUUGCAGAAGGAUCCUUCGCAGGGCAUUCUUGGUACUGGUCACAACUCCAUGUUUGUGGUUCCCGGAACCGAUGAUUGGUAUAUCGUCUACCACCGAUUCGCUAUCCCUGGUGGAGGUGGUUACAGGCGCGAAACGACGAUUGAUCAUGUCUACUUCGACUCUGAAACGGGUCUGAUCAAGCCUGUGGUGCCAACUCUCACAAGCGUUGGGCCGCAGACGGUCCCGAGUAAGAUUCGGAGGAGAUCGCGGGUCAUGCGCUUUUAG